UACACUUCCUAGCACACACCAAGGCCACCCCUCUACUUCAGUCUCUUCCUCCUUGUACUCUAGUGAUCGUCGGUGAGAAAGAGAGGCAUGGCCUUUUCCGUGGCCAAGAUCCCAGCGUCCUUCGCCGUGUUCAUGGCCCUAGCCUUCCUCCUCCGUCCCUGCGCGUCCGUCGAGAUCCACCGCAAGCUCUCCGGCUGGUCCAACGGCGGCGCCACCUGGUACGGCGGCCCCAACGGCGCAGGGAGCGACGGUGGUGCAUGCGGGUACCAGGACGCCGUCGACCAGGCGCCCUUCUCCUCCAUGAUCGCCGCAGGCAGCCCGUCCAUCUACCAGGACGGCAAGGGCUGCGGCUCUUGCUACCAGGUGAAAUGCACCGGCCACGGCUCUUGCUCGUCCAGCCCGGUGACCGUCGUGCUCACCGACCUGUGCCCAGCUGGCGAGGCGUGCCUGGGAGAGCCCGUCCACUUCGACCUCAGCGGGACGGCGUUCGGCGGCAUGGCGAAGCCCGGCCAGGCCGACCAGCUCCGCGCCGCCGGACGUCUCCAAAUCCAGUACACACGGGUCCCGUGCAACUGGCCGGGGAUGGACAUAGCCUUCAAGGUGGACGCCGGCUCCAACUCCUACUACCUCGCCAUGCUCAUCGAGUACGAGGACGGCGACGGCGACCUGUCGUCGGUGGAGCUCAUGCAGAGCGGCGGCAACGGCGCGGGCUGGACCAAGAUGGACCGGUCGUGGGGCGCGGUGUGGAGGUACAACUCCGGGGGCAUGCUGCAGGCGCCCUUCUCGGUCCGCCUCACCUCCAGCUCCGGCAAGCCCCUCGUGGCGAGCAACGUCAUCCCCGCCGGCUGGAAGCCCGGCAGCACCUACCGCUCCGUCGUCAACUACUGAAAAGCUAAACUAGACGUGGGUGGGUAGGUUGCACGCAAGCACGCCGCGCGCUCGCCCGUAUGCAGAGGCGUGGCGCCAUCCUGAUUUAUGCUUGGAGCUAUGGGCGUGGGUAUGUGUGUAACCUGACCGUCAUUAAUAAGGCGUGUGUGUGUCGCAAGUGUCUGUGCGCGCCAUUGUUGUGUGUGAAGCUUGUGUUAUCUGUCGGUUUGGUCCAUAUAUGUGAAAUAAAAACUGUAUCGGGGCGGAGGUGGCCGGGAAGAGUUUCUACUUCUGGCCCCUCGCUCUUCUUGUUGCAGUCA
Messenger RNA from Aegilops tauschii subsp. strangulata, 1187 nucleotides. Its product is annotated as expansin-B15. The record is from RefSeq and is a predicted model, not a curated record. Lineage: Eukaryota; Viridiplantae; Streptophyta; Magnoliopsida; Poales; Poaceae. Gene Ontology annotation, cellular component: extracellular region. Gene Ontology annotation, biological process: sexual reproduction.